AUGUCGGCCAAUACAGUAGCCUCGAUACUUUUACCACGCACUCGGGCUACGCGCCACAAAAAAAACGUCUUUCUCGCCCUCGUCAGUUCGACAUUCUGUAGCAGUGUGUAUGCGAACCCACAACACUACCGCACUUCCUGGCCGGCCGCGGUUCAGGACCGUUGGGCAAUGUUACGGGAUGAACGUGUGUCACAGGGUCACCCAUUGAUCACCACCAUGCCAGACGGUAACGGCGGCGUGCAAUGCGGAACGCCUGACGAGGGUCAGCCGAUGUGGUUCACUCAGGGUGGUUGCAGCCUUGCAAGCCAAGACCUCACCUAUGUCGACAUGAGCGGUAAUACCACUGUUAUUCGCACGGCUGCAAAGGGGGAUCUCAUCAAAUUGACUUGCGACGACGUUUAUUGCCCGAUACCAGCUCGACUCGACUGUUAUGAACAGCCGGGUAUCUGCUCAUCCGAUGAAUGGUGCAUGAUCGACAUCCACGAGAGAUGGGGUCCGUGGGCCAUGGACCGUGAUGGAUCUACUCCUCAAUGGGAAUACUGCUACGGUGCCGCAGAUUUCGUCGCGAACUCAACUGAUGAGGCGUUGAUCGCCAGCUACAAUGCUGACUGUAUUGCCAGCACCAUUGGCGAUUACGGCAUCAAACUUGGACCCAAAACGGAAGCCUGGAAACCUAUAAGAGGCAGAUGCGUCGCAUUCCGAAAAGCAGAGCAGAGCUGCAUUGGCAACCCUCUCGAGUUUGGUCCUUUUGAAGACGAAUUUGGUCUGAACUAUGCCCGGGAACAGAAUGGUUGGCCAUUCCCUCGCCCGCUCGUUUGCGGUCCGGGACUUACCUGCACGGGUGCUGACUUUGAAGUCCGGCCAUCGACUUGUGUUAUCCAACGCCCUCCUAAUACGUGCUUUGAUGGUCCAUGGUGGGACUCCACCGAGUGUCCGAGAACAGAAUCAGAUGCACCAAAAGGCGGCUUGACCAUGAAUCAGGUGGUGGAAGCUCUUCGUCGGGCUAUCCUGUUGUACCCGGGCGAGAUUGCCUCUCCUGGGGAGUGUGCCUAUUGGAAUCGCACUAGUAACGUCGGCGUGAGUGUACUCGCUACACAGCAUCGGAUCUACAACAUUGCCGCUGCCCUGUGGCCCACCCAACUCUUCGAUGAAAUACCCAGUUUCGAUGAAGUUAUGCGACUGAUUCCGGAUCCCAAUCUUUUCGGAAGCCCCUCAGAUUGCGUCGCUCAAGCUGACGUUCCUGGCUCGGACAUAAACCAAGCUCUCGCUAGUGCGGCCACGCUUUCCUCGCAGCCUAACCAAGUCUGGUCGCUCGUUCACUUCCUGAUUCACAACCAAGUAGCUCCUCUGAGUCCUAAACGUGUUGCUGCCUCACGAUCACUCGCCGCUCAUCUUUCGGAAAGCUUUUGGUGUGACGACUGUCGGGGAUUCUUCUCAGUUGGCGUUAUUGAGGUAUACGGGCUCCCACCUCUAAGCACAAAUCCUGAAGAUCAUGCUCACUGGUGGUGGUACGGUCACAAUGUCGCUUCAGAGCACGUUGCCUCAACCCGUGGUGGCCACCCAUGGAUCCAUGAAUUGGGGGAGCGGGACGUAGCUUCGUUUCAAAACCCCUUUUUCAUGACCUGGAAAGAUGCAGUGGACAUGUGGACAUAUAACAAUCAUUAA
This is a messenger RNA of Penicillium cataractarum, 1665 nucleotides long. RefSeq lists its product as uncharacterized. The transcript has a single exon. Gene Ontology annotation, molecular function: thiol oxidase activity. Lineage: Eukaryota; Fungi; Ascomycota; Eurotiomycetes; Eurotiales; Aspergillaceae. The coding region runs from base 1 to 1665 and encodes 554 amino acids. The record is from RefSeq and is a predicted model, not a curated record.